AAAUAAAUAGCUUUUCCUGUAGGAGGAGGAGACCUCCCAUCGUUUAGCAGAACCUGGAAGACAAAAAGGGAAGUUAGGAAAGCCUCAUGAAGCUGCUGGCUCCGGCUCUUCUGCUCUGCACGCUCCUCCUGAGCUUCGCUCUCCUCGAGUCUUCGUCCGCAAUGUCGCAGUUCUGCGGGAACAAGUGCGAGGGGAGGUGCGCGAAGGCCGGGGUGAUGGACCGGUGCAUCAAGUACUGCGGCAUCUGCUGCGAGGAGUGCCGGUGCGUCCCGUCGGGGACCUACGGGAACAAGCACGAGUGCCCUUGCUACCGCGACAAGCGGAACUCCAAGGGCAAGCCGAAAUGCCCUUGAUGAAAAAGCCGAAUGCGUUUCUCCAUUGAUCUGGAGAGCUCUUUUCAAGUUUUUGAGCUUGAGUAGAAAUGGCUCCGAUGCUGAAAUAAGAUGAGCGUUGGAAUGCAGACUAGGGUUUAGUCUGCAUGCUUUGGACAUCUCUGCUUUGAUCGUGUCUUGAUGAUGUGUGUUUUUGUAAUCUUGCCAUGGUGCCUGCUGGUGAUUAUCUU
Rhodamnia argentea is the source of this 562-nucleotide messenger RNA. RefSeq names its product peamaclein. The transcript is spliced from 2 exons. The coding region runs from base 87 to 353 and encodes 88 amino acids. The record is from RefSeq and is a predicted model, not a curated record. Lineage: Eukaryota; Viridiplantae; Streptophyta; Magnoliopsida; Myrtales; Myrtaceae.